AUGGCGACCCCAACGCCCAUGAGGCACGCGCCCUCGCAGCAGGGCCGCACACCGUCGCAUCAGGGCCCGACGCCAUCGCAGAUUGCCGGAGCCACGCCUCCCAUCUCGACGCCCUUCUCCAAUCCCGCCCAGGCCGCAUUCUCGCCUCGCGGACAGCGCUCGUCGCCUCAGCAAGUUAAGAAAUCGCCAGCCACGUCGACGCUGAUGGGCCAGUCGGGCAUCGGCGCUCUGAACUUCGAUAGCCCCUCGACUGCUGCCGCCAUGGGGGCACUGGGAAUUGGCGGUAGUUUUGAUAUGGGCCUCGAUCAUGUCGGCGGGCUGGACACGCUGGGCGUGUUUGCUACUGAGGAUGACAAGCUUAAGAGGCUGGAUAACAUUCUCAAACUCUUGAAUCAGAAGAAGGGCUUCGUCAGCGAAGCUGGCCUGGAACGACUUGCUCAGCGCCUCGGCCUCGAACUACUCUCCGAAGAACACACGGCGGCGGACGGACGGAAGACGAAGACACUGGCAAUUGCAGGCUCUGCCAUUGCCGUCGACAUUGUACUCGACAACAACAUUGUCCAAAACGUAUCACUAACUUACCAUGGCUCAGCAACUUCAGUCGCCGCGCAUAUGGAGUCGGCUAGCCAUAUUCUACUAGCAGACUUGAAGCUCGGUCCUAACCAAAGCCCCCUGACAAAGACUCUGGACAAGUUCGCCUCCAAUUUUGGGUAUAUAGCCAACCUGGACAAGCUCAGCGUCAUCCCAGGCCUCGACUGCUAUGAGGCCUUGGCGGGCAUCUUUACAAGCUUGGAUAGACUGCACCAAUGGGAUCUCUCAAACCUGCGGAAAGAGCCGGAGGUGGCCGGCAAGUCGGAUCAGUACUUGUCUCUGACUGCAUUGUGUACGAGACACGGCUAUCCUGUCAUGCAUGCACGAAACAAGGUCGGCCUCGCUUUGCAGUACUGGAAGGAACUGAGAUUCGUGCCGCCUUCCGACGACAGACUGGCAUCGUUCUCGGAGAACGAGGAGAAGGUCUGGUCGCUUCUGAUUGGCUGCGCGCCCAUCGAAUCACUCGGCAUGUCCCCCGUGAGAGUGUCUGAAGACUGGAUCUCCAAGGAUGUGGUCAAGCAGGAUCUCCACCAGCAGGACCAAGCACUGAACCCUACCAACAUCCCCAUCCUUGAUUGGCAGGAGCCAGAGAACAUUUCGCUUCCAUCGUCGGACGGGAAUAAGAACAGCGGCAUGGAGGUGCUUAACAUGCAUCUCUCGACUCUACCUCAAGUGACGUUUACCGUCACAUUCGACCCGCCCGUCAUCCUUCCGCAGAACGACUGCAUGAGGCUCUACUCCUAUGUCAACUCCACGCCGCCUAAUCCGAAUCAUUCAAACGACUUUGGUCAGCGACCUCUCCCUCCGCCGACGUUUGAUGACCUGUUCUUCCCCGUAUCUGCAGGCAGCAGGCAAGACCCCAGUGAACCUCGGACGGUUACACGCCUGCGGGACGUUCUUGUUUUCGACCAGCAGGGGCAGUCCUUCACCAGGAGUCAUCACAAUACCCUUUUUGUCUAUAAGCCAAUCUAUUCUCAGGAAGUCACUGAGAUGUCCUUUUCGCAUCCACGCCAGCUCAUUGACAUGCUUCCUCUCCUACGGCAGUAUGCUUUCUUGUCUAUAUUGCUGAACAAUAGCUUUGGGCCAGGAACAAAGGAGGCCUUGCCAAGGCCGGCCAAGGAUACGAGUGCUCCUCCUGCUACCACACAAACGAUCAAGGAUGAACUAGCAGCGUUCCUGGAAUCGAGCGAUGAUGAGGAUCUCAACAACGGGAGGAAGACCGGCAAAGACAUGGACAUUGAUGUCAUAAUAUGGGUUCAUCCAUUGCCAUAUCUACAAGUCGUCUUCCCCGUCAAAAACUCCACCAUUGACAUUACCCUUCGCAUUCUCGAAGGCGGCGUUGUGGAAAUCGUCAACGAGAACGUUGUUGAACACCAAGUUGCGAGCGGGAGGAGCAAGGUGCUGAAUAGGCAGGAUCUUGGAAAGGCGCUUGAACGGCUGGAGGAUCUGUGUAAGUGGGCUGAAUGGAUACGCACGCGCUUGUGUUGA
Trichoderma citrinoviride is the source of this 2079-nucleotide messenger RNA. RefSeq lists its product as hypothetical. The record is from RefSeq and is a predicted model, not a curated record. Gene Ontology annotation, biological process: regulation of transcription by RNA polymerase II. The transcript has 3 exons. Gene Ontology annotation, molecular function: transcription coregulator activity. NCBI's taxonomy places the organism in Eukaryota, Fungi, Ascomycota, Sordariomycetes, Hypocreales, Hypocreaceae. Bases 1 to 2079 code for a protein of 692 amino acids. Gene Ontology annotation, cellular component: mediator complex.